AUGGGACACCGGGAAGCGGGACAGGCACCGGGAACAGGGACGGGCACCGGGAACUGGGAUGGGCACCGGGAACUGGGACGGGCACCAGGAACCGGGACGGGCACCGGGAACCAGGAUGGGAACCGGGAACCGGGAACUGGGACGGGCACCAGGAACCGGGACGGGAACCGGGAACUGGGGCAGGCACCGGGAACCAGGACGGGCACCGGGAACCAGGACGGGAACCAGGAUGGGGCACUGGGACGGGCACCAGGAACUGGGACGGGCACCGGGAACCGGGAUGGGAACCGGGAACUGGGGUGCAGAUUUCCGGAUUUCGGGGUCCCCCAGCGCUCGGAGCGGCAGCGGCUGUUCAAGGCGGCCGCAGAGAAGCACCAGCAGCUCUAUCGCCUCGCCAUGACCGGCGCGGGCAUCGACCGGCACCUCUUCUGCCUCUACCUGAUGUCGCGAUAUCUCGGGACACAGAGCCCCUUCCUGGCCAAGGUGCUGGCCGAGCCCUGGCGCCUCUCCACCAGCCAGACCCCGCAGCAGCAGCUCCGAAUGUUCGACUUCGACAAAUUCCCCGACCACGUCUCCAGCGGGGGCGGCUUCGGGCCCGACUCGCAGCGUUUCGGCCGCAACAUCUGCCAGGCCAUGCUGGACAUCGCGGGGCUCUUCGACAAAACUGCCCCCCCCGCGGCCGGGGAGUGA
Pseudopodoces humilis (Tibetan ground-tit) is the source of this 690-nucleotide messenger RNA. The record is from RefSeq and is a predicted model, not a curated record. NCBI's taxonomy places the organism in Eukaryota, Metazoa, Chordata, Aves, Passeriformes, Paridae.